CACAUUCCCCUCUUCCUUCUUCUACCCUUUCACUCUCUUCAACCCAGAACCCAAAAUGUCAACCUUCACCUCCAAAAAACUGCUCCUUUGUCUCACCCUCUUCCUCUUCAUCGCUCUCACUGCUGGAAACACUCACAUUUCUCACACACUUCGAGGCAAAGAUGGUGGUGGUGGUGUUGAGAGAGGUGUGGUGGGAUUGGACACAAGAAGGUCUCUUGUGGAUGAGAAUCUGCAGAACUCGUCUCUGAUUCUGGCGGAGGAGAGGACUCGCAGGAGGGACCCUCUUGAUGAUUUUCACAAGUACACUGGUGGUUGGAAUAUCAGCAAUGAUCAUUACUGGGCUUCUGUUGCUUGGACUGCGGUUCCUUUCUUUGUUGUUGCUGGUCUGUGGUUCGUGAUCUUUGGGCUGAGCUUGACGCUUAUAUGUUUCUGUUACUGCUGUUGCCCAAGAGAGCCUUACGGUUAUUCUAGAACAGCCUAUGCGCUCUCUCUCAUAUUGCUGAUUUUCUUCACUGUCGCAGCAAUUGUUGGAUGCAUUGUGCUGUACACUGGUCAGGCAAAAUUCCACAGCAGUACAACAAAGACACUCAAUUAUGUUGUGAGUCAGGCAGAUACAACUGUUGAGAACCUCCGGAAUUUGUCAGGUUAUCUUGGUGCAGCUAAGCGGAUUGGAGUUGACUCUGUCUUUCUGCCAUCAGAUGUUCAGAGUAACAUUGACACAACUAUAACAAAACUCAACUCUGCUGCCACUAAACUCUCUAAUACAACUGAAAAGAAUUCGAAACGUAUAGACGAUGGACUUGAUAGCAUAAGACUGGCUCUCAUUGUCAUUGCUGCUGUUAUGCUCUGUUUGGCUUUUAUUGGAUUUUUAUUCUCAGUUUUGGGGAUGCAGGCUUGUGUAUACUUCUUGGUGAUUUUUGGAUGGAUUCUUGUUGCGGGCACAUUCAUUUUGUGUGGUAUAUUUCUUCUCGCCCAUAAUGUGGUUGCAGAUGCAUGUGUUUCCAUGGAUGAAUGGGUUCAGCACCCCACUGCCCAUACUGCUUUAGAUGAUGUACUCCCUUGUGUUGACAAUGCUACUGCUCAAGAGACCUCAUCACGCACCAAGGAUGUAACCUACAAACUUUCGAGCAUGGUAGACAAGGUCAUCAACAAUAUCUCAAAUCUUAACAAUCCACCACCCCAACUUGGACCGAUAUAUUUCAAUCAGUCUGGCCCUCUAUUACCUGCUCUUUGCAACCCAUACAAUGCUGAUCUCACUGAUCGAAAGUGUGCCCUUGGUGAGGUGGAGCUGCAGAAUGCCACACAGGUGUGGAAGAGUUAUGUGUGUGAGAUUAAUACGGCAGGCAUCUGUAUAACCCCUGGACGGUUGACUCCCAUCUUUUAUGACCAAAUGGAAGCUGCAGUAAAUGUGACUUAUGGUUUGUAUCGUUAUGGUCCAUUCUUGGUUGAUCUGCAAGACUGUACGUUUGUCAGGGACACAUUCUCCAACAUAAGUAGCAGGAAUUGUCCUAGCCUUCGGAAACAUAGCAGCUGGAUCUACAUUGGGCUGGUAAUGGUAUCUGCUGCUGUCAUGUUAUCAUUGAUCUUCUGGGUAAUCUACGCAAGGGAACGAAGGCAUCGCGUGUAUACCAAGCAGUUUAUGGAAGGCACAGGGGGAUUCCAAGUGCAAGACAAGGGUGCCUAGAGAUUCCAUGUUUCAGUGAAUCUUAAGAGGUGUCUGUACAUUAUGUCAGUUAUCUAUAGGCUUGAUUGCUCGAGUAAGAGACAUGGUAGUAGUAUUGUUGAGCUAGCUUCAUCCCUUGCGGUGAUUAUUAUUAGAACUCAGUGAGAUAUAUUAGUAGUAUUUUGGAGCUAGCAUUAUCCCUCUGUGAUUAUUGUUUCUCUUAUUGCCAAUGGAAGCAGAGUUGAGAUUGAU
This is a messenger RNA of Fragaria vesca subsp. vesca, 1915 nucleotides long. RefSeq lists its product as uncharacterized. The record is from RefSeq and is a predicted model, not a curated record. Gene Ontology annotation, cellular component: plasmodesma; plasma membrane. Lineage: Eukaryota; Viridiplantae; Streptophyta; Magnoliopsida; Rosales; Rosaceae. The transcript has 9 exons. The coding region runs from base 56 to 1684 and encodes 542 amino acids.